This is a messenger RNA of Aplysia californica (California sea hare), 2598 nucleotides long. RefSeq lists its product as uncharacterized. The transcript has a single exon. The record is from RefSeq and is a predicted model, not a curated record. Gene Ontology annotation, molecular function: hexosyltransferase activity. Gene Ontology annotation, cellular component: membrane. The coding region runs from base 410 to 2134 and encodes 574 amino acids. NCBI's taxonomy places the organism in Eukaryota, Metazoa, Mollusca, Gastropoda, Aplysiida, Aplysiidae.
GGCGUUCUUCUUUUUUCCCCAGAUAUUCGCCAUGAACUUUCUACCUUCCACGAGGCUCUUCAGACGUGAAGUCUAUUCCCUCACAAGCAAGACACCAGCCUAGUUGCUCACUUCAAUCCGAGUUCAAGAAUUACUCUCAACAUAAAUCACUUUGAACAUUUUUCAAGGCGCUGUACAUCCUGGUAUCGGAGAUGGACAUCAGUUUUGAAGUCGGGCUUCUUGGACAACCCGACUUGUAUUGGAAACGCUGGAUUUCAUUGUGGUCUGUGAAAUAGUUCAUUUUCCGUAGUAAAGGCUGAAGAACCGGAGCUUGAAUGGAGUGCAAAGUUCUAACUCAAUUCCAAUCUUGACCAAGUCUGACCGGGGAUCACCUCAUGGGCCGGUCAGGCCGGCAGCGUGACGUCAUAGAAUGUUCCCCCGCCCCUCCCGCGUUCUCCGGCUCGCCAUCUUCCUGACAGCGGCAGUGUCCGUCUGUCUGUGCGUCUACCUCAUUACGGUGGACUUACGACCCACCAGCCCCGCUCUCAACGUCCCGCAGCUAGCUGUUGGUCCUAUACGAGCAGAAAGACGAAUACAACGAGUAGACAUACAGGUAGAUCCUCCUGGAGGGGUCAGUUCGGCGACGAGAAUGGCUUCAUCGACGUCAAAACAAGACGGAUACAAGAGAGAGUUGUUUGAUCAGCGAGUUCGCGCGAUGAUCCAACGCGCGGAGAGACUUUCCAGUCUGACCCAAUCGGCCGUGGGUGCGCUGGGGAAACCAUUAGGACAACCCACUAUUGUAAAUCCUCACAACUUUCGCUACAUCCAUAACCCAUCGAAGCUGUGCCAGCGAGUAGCACCGAGAUUCCUGAUUUACAUCCAUUCCUCGCCAGGGAAUCUGAAAAAACGACAGGUCGUAAGACAGACGUGGGGACAUCCACGAGUCCUGGCGCUCUACAACGCUUCUAUGGUGUUUCUCCUUGGCAGGAGCAGCCCACAGCUACAGUCUUUGGUAGAUAUGGAGUCUCGCAACUACGGUGACAUCGUUCAGGAGGAUUUCGUGGACAGCUACAGAAACCUGACUCACAAAGGCAUUGCCGGGCUAAAGUGGGUCUCUAGCUUUUGUCGGCAAGCGGAAUUUUUGCUAAAAACUGAUGACGAUAUUCUACUGGAUUUUGUUUCACUGAUGGAACAUUUUCUAGUCAAAGUUUUGCCUGGACAUGGUGGCAAGCGUUUGGUAUUGUGUAAUUUAUGGACGCGCAUGCAGGUGUUGCGAGAUACAAAAUCUAAAUGGUACAUAUCACGGGAGGAGUUUCCGGCAGACUAUUUCCCCGCCUACUGUUCAGGCUCUGCCUUCCUCCUCAGUGCUGAUUUGGCUCCUCCUCUUUACAAUACGGCGCUGCGCACGCCCUUUUUCUGGGUGGAUGAUUACUACGUGACGGGUCUGCUGGUGAACACACUGGGCAUCAAGCACGUGCGACUCAACAGUGCCUACCUCAUGGACUACAGCGUGGUGGAGGAGCGGCUUCGUAACGACUCACGGGAGCUCAUGGUGUUUCACGUCAAGAGGCUCAACAGGUUCCUGUCGCUGUGGCCACGACUCGUGCAGCGACACCCGGGCAUGGCAGACUACUUAUCUGACCACGUGAGCUUCCCCACACACGAUCAAGACUCUUCCUCGUCUGGUGGGGCGGAAAACGUGAACAAGAUCGAAUACCAAGACUCGAAGGUCAAGAGCACAUCAUACCCAUCUGCCAUCUCGUCGUCACUUGUUGUGCUGGUCAACAGCUCGGCAUCGAUACCGAAAAACUCUUCUUUUCCUUCUGAUUUUAAUUAUCAGAAACGAAAAGAAGAAAAUCGAACAAACCAACAAUUUUCUAGAAAAGUGGGACAGAACAGCAUCUCCUAUUCCAAACAACGAAAUCGUCAAAAGAGUGUGAACAGCAACAACAUUCCAAACCGAGCUAGACGGAAUGAUAGUAUAGACCAAAUAACAAGCAAUAGUAGCAGUUCUGUGAUAAAGGAUUAUAAAGUGAAGACUGGCGUUAUCAAACAGGUGACUCCUGCAGGGGCUGUACUAAUUAGGACAGACAGACCUGAAAAAGAGGACCACAAAAGAGCUUACAACGUGAGGAGAAGGAUGGGCUGGAUCUAGCUGUAUAGCCUGGUGUAUCUGACCUCGAAAAUUCACCCAUAUCUAUUCUUACAGAGCUCCUCAUCAAGUAAGGAGGAAUACUUCAACAAAAACAUUUAUCUCGAGACAUCCCAGUUCUGAGGUUAGAGUGAUACAUUCUUUACUCACCUUGGGUAUCAGAGCAGGGUCAAUACAUGUUAGAGUUUAGAGGCUGACACCGAACAACAAUUCUACCUGUGAAGGGUAUACAAAAAUAGUGUAUUAUAAGAUUGUUCACUCUUAAAUUACGUUUUUUUUUUAAGUCCUAAAAAAUCGACGUGCAAAUUUGUGAAUGUCGCCCCCAUCCCCGGCGUCCUUGUGUUUCAAAUAGUGGUUCUUUUAGACCACCCUGUUGCUCUUGUUUUCUGUGUGCAAGAUACCCCCCGCCUCCCACACCACCCACGCUUUAGAAAAUAAUAUUUCAAAUAAAGUUGUAAACAAUCUUA